GUAGCCGAUCUCACAACCAACAAUGUCGACGUCGAGUAUGGGCUAUACGAGUAUCGCAGCGCCCUCGACCUGCUGUCAGUUGCUUCACGACCUCCCAUACACUUGACAUCACGAACAGUACACACAUAAUGGCGAUCGCAACCCACCAGCCACCGCCGCUCACACGGCUGCGCGUCCUCGAAUUCGCAGGCCUCGCGCCAGGACCCUUCGCGGGCAUGCUCCUCGCCGACUACGGCGCAACAGUUCUGCGCCUCGACCGCGCACCCGCCCACAACUCCGGCGCGCCCAGUGACCAACUCACGCGCCGCAAGACGAGCAUAUGCGUAAACAUGAAAACACCCUCGGGCCUUGAGCUCAUCAGGAAAAUAAUCCCUAACGUCGACAUCAUUAUUGACCCCUUUCGCCCAGGCGUGCUCGAGAAAGCUGGACUAGGGCCUGAAGAUGUGCUGCUCAAGCUCAACCCGCGGCUAAUCGUAGCGCGCAUGACAGGCUUCAGGCGAGACGGAAAGUACAGCGCUAUGGCUGGACACGAUAUAAAUUACAUCGCCGUCUCAGGUGUAUUAUCACUCUUCGGCAGGAAGGGCGAGAAACCGUAUCCGCCGGGCAAUCUCAUGGGCGACUUCGCUGGCGGAGGCGCAAUGUGCUUUAUCGGUAUCUUGCUUGCGCUGCUGGCGAAGGAGAAGAACGGGAUCGGACAGGUUGUCGAGGCGAAUAUGGUGGAUGGGAGCGCGAUAUUGGCGACGAUGCCGAGACUGGGGUUGAAGAGUCAGGUCUGGGGCGCGGAGAGGGGGACGAAUAUGUUGGAUGGUGGGGCGCCCUUUUACGAUACAUAUGAGACGAAGGAUGGGAAGUAUACGGCGGUUGGCGCGAUAGAGCCUCAGUUCUGGGCUGCGCUGCUGAAAGGCCUUGAGCUGACGCCCUCCGACCUGCCUGGGAGUCGCGACAACAAGGCUGACUGGCCGAGGCUGAAAGAGUUCUUCACCACGGUGUUCAAGAAGAAGACGCGCGAUGAGUGGGAGGCCAUCUUCGACGGCACAGAUGCCUGUUGUACGCCAGUGUUCACACAGCAGGAACUGGAAGCCCAGGGUUUCGACCAGCGGCCAGCAGUAACGUUAAAGUCAUCACCAGGGUUGGCGAUCCACGGAGGCGAGGAUUCGAGACCUGCCGCCGUCGGACAAGGUAUUGGUGUGGAAGGUAGUGGUUGGGUCCAGCGAGGAUUGAAGGCUGGUGACGGCGGCGAGGAGACACUCGCGAGGUGGACGGGGUGGACGAAGGGUCGGCAGUUCGUAGACGAGAGCGGGUUUUUGGGGUGGAAGGGUACUGCGAAGCUGUGAAUAAACCUGUCUUGCGGUCAACUGCCGAGACAAUCUCUGAGCGAGUUUCAUGUGACCGAACAUGCGUUUGCCAGCAAGCU
This is a messenger RNA of Macroventuria anomochaeta, 1414 nucleotides long. RefSeq names its product alpha-methylacyl-CoA racemase. The coding region runs from base 129 to 1334 and encodes 401 amino acids. The transcript is spliced from 3 exons. The record is from RefSeq and is a predicted model, not a curated record. Lineage: Eukaryota; Fungi; Ascomycota; Dothideomycetes; Pleosporales; Didymellaceae. Gene Ontology annotation, molecular function: catalytic activity.